Messenger RNA from Pedinophyceae sp. YPF-701, 2217 nucleotides. The record is from the annotation of a GenBank genome assembly. Lineage: Eukaryota; Viridiplantae; Chlorophyta; Pedinophyceae.
AUGGGGCUCCUCGGAAUGUUCAAGCGGAAGAAGGCGGUGCCCGACGGCGCUCGCCGCAACCCGCUUCCGGCCAACUGCGCGGGCGGCCCAGAGAACGCAGCGCCGGGCCCGGCGGCCCCGCUGCGCACCGGGCUCGACGCCGCGCAGCAGGCGCACGCGCCAGUCAUGGGCGGGCGUUCCUUCAACACCCCCAAGGGGACGGAGGCCGAGCUCCACGACACCGCGAAGACGAUCCACGACAGGAACAGCGGCACCGGCACCACGCUGACUUUUCCCGGGGAGGGGGUGUCCGGGUCCGGACACGGGUCGCGGGGCGGCGUCCCGCGCGGCCAGCUGGUGCGGUGCGAGGCGACGCCGGAGAGGGGGCGGCGGGUACGGUCGUCGCAGGUCAAGUGGUGGAUUGUUGGGCCCGACUGCCCGGACGACGUGGCGCGCGCGGACUGGUCGGUGCACCAGUUCACGCCCGUGAAGAAGAUCGGGAAGGGCGCGAAGUCGCGCGUGUGGCACGCGGUGGAGAAGUCGCUGGGGCGGACGGUGGUGCUCAAGGUGUACGACCUGCGGCAGAUGCACGCGACGGAGGUGGAGCAGCUGGAGCGGGAGGCGGAGAUCCACGCGCAGCUGUCGCACCCGAACGUGCUGCAGCUGUGGGCGGCGUUCCAGGACCAGGUGGCGUGCUACUUUCUGCUGGAGAGCGCCGACCAGGACCUGUACCACAUGUACCCGCGGAUCUCGCAGACGGACGAGCGGGUGAUGGUGCAGAACGUGAUCUUCCCGACGGUGGACGCGCUGGCGUACUGCCACAGCAAGGGCGUGCUGCACCGGGACAUCAAGCCGGAGAACCUGAUCUUUGGCAAGGACGGGCGGAUCCGGCUGGCGGACUUCGGCUUCGCGAUCGACGUGCACGAGCGGCGGCCGGUGACGCGGCUGGGGACGCUGGAGUUUAUGGCGCCCGAGGUCAUCGCGUGCGGGCGGCGGCCGGACGGCACGGUGGCGCACCGCGACAAGCGCACCCCGUACGGCGCGCCGGCGGACGUGUGGUCGGUCGGCGUGAUCGCGUACGAGCUCUUCGCGCGCCGCACGCCCUUCGUCGGCUCCACGAAGGACGAGACCUCCAAGCGCAUCGAGCUGGGCGAGGUCUCGUACCCCACCUGGGCGUCGACGCCGGCGGUGGACUUCAUGCGCCGCUGCAUCGCGCUCGACGUGACGAAGCGCGCGCCCAUGCGCGCCCUCCUCUCGCACGCGUGGGUCACGCGCCACGUCAGCAAGGACGCCAUCACGGAGGCCAACCGCCGCCUGAUGGCAGCGCAGCUCUCCGCGAGCCCCGUGCGGCCCCAGACGACCUCGGCGCACGGGCCCGCGUCCCAGGCGCUGUCGCGGGCGUGCAUGAAGCAGCGCGCGGAGAGCCUGACGCUCCCCGCGCUGACCAACAACGUUGACGCGGGGGGUGUCUCCAAGGCCGUGCUGCCCGUCGACAGGCGGCAGACGUCGCCGCUCAAGAUCCCGCAGGCGCCGCGGGUGCGGCGCGCCACGAUCGCCGCGGCCGGCAGCCAGCCGCUGCACUCCUCCGCGCAGGAAGAGGACCGCCGCCACUACAUGGCACCGCGCCGAACCGACGUGCAGCAGGACCACUUCACGCCGGGCCCGCGCGCCGGCGCGGCCACCUCGAUGACCGCGAACCUGCCGUCUCGGCUCAGCCGCGUGUCGUCAGCAGUCGGCGCCCAGCGGCCCGACCUGGCCACGUCGCCCACGCACCACUCAGCGCGGACGCUCGACGCCUCGGGCAGGGGCGCAGCGACGGCGCAGAACAGCUGGUCGCUGCGCGGGGGGCACUCGGUCUCCGGGGAGGGGCUGCAGCACAUUCCCGAGUACGGCAUUGCCGGGAGGUCUGGGCUUGAGGUGGUGCAGGAGGGCUGCGACGUGCCCGUGCCGAGCGGCACGAUCUGGGAGGAGGAGGGCAAGUCGCUGACGCCGCACCGCGCGGCCUCGCUGCAGCCGCUGCGGCGAGUGGCGGAGCAGAGCCUGCGGGCGGCGACGGCGAGCAGCGGCCUGUACCCGCAGUCGCCUGGGUCGGAGAGGUCGUCGACGGCGCCGUCGGUCAACGGCUUCGCGACGAGCGAGUCGCUCGUGUCGCGCGUGGCCAGCGACACCCACGGGGAGCACCCGGCGGGCCCGGUGCGCCACCGAGUGGUCUCCCAAGCAGUUGACGGCAAGGCCUGA